Messenger RNA from Lutra lutra (Eurasian river otter), 2382 nucleotides. RefSeq names its product gap junction protein gamma 1 (gene GJC1). Gene Ontology annotation, biological process: cell communication. NCBI's taxonomy places the organism in Eukaryota, Metazoa, Chordata, Mammalia, Carnivora, Mustelidae. Gene Ontology annotation, cellular component: connexin complex. The record is from RefSeq and is a predicted model, not a curated record. The coding region runs from base 789 to 1979 and encodes 396 amino acids. The transcript has 4 exons.
CUGCCGAGACUUCCCGCCGAUUCCGGAGGGGCGUCUGACCAGCGGCCGCCCGCUGCCCCCUGCGCGCCCUCCCUCUUUGUCCCUGGGCGCGCGGUUCCCAAAUUGGGAGGGAAACGGCCCGGGGGUGGGCCCGGGCGGCGGGGGCCGCGCCGGGCGGGCGGAGAGCCGGGAGGACCCCGGGCGCGCACUUGGGCGGCGCUCGGCGGCGCUCGCAACUCGUCGGGGCGGUUAGGGGCGCAGGGCCGCGCCGGGGCCGCCCCUCGCCGCCGGGGCGCUUCGCGGGCUGGUCUUUGUCUCCCGACGCUCGGCCCCUGACAUCUCUCCGGGCGGCGUGCGGUUCGUUUGACUCCUUCCUCGAACACCGCUGCCGGGACUCCUGCCUCCCAUUCAAAAUUAAGAGAAGGCGCUAAAGCUGCGAUUGUAGCCAAUUGUGUGGUUGGUGGCUGCGUUUGGAGCUUUCUGAGUUGAAAGGCUUUACGUGAAUGUGUGGUUUAGAAUUUGGGUUGUUUUCCUUCCCUUGAGAUUGUUUUCUAAGAUUGGGAUUACUUUUUCUUUGCGAAGCGGGCGGGUUCGGAUUUAUUAUUUGAAGGAAUGUUUGUUCAUUGAGAACCUGCGAUGCUCCAGAUUUCAUUGUGCUCACGCUUUAUUUUGUUAGCCUCAAGACCGGACUUGGUGGAAUCGAGUAAAUCAAGAGGGAAUCUGGAAAAGUUGUAAGCAAAACAUCAUUUCUCUAAGAAAGUACUGGGUAACAGAAGUUCCAGAUAACAGGGCAAAGCAGUUUGGUCACCAUGAGCUGGAGCUUCUUGACACGCCUGCUAGAGGAGAUCCACAACCAUUCCACAUUUGUGGGGAAGAUCUGGCUCACUGUACUGAUUGUCUUCCGGAUUGUCCUUACGGCUGUCGGAGGGGAGUCCAUCUAUUAUGAUGAGCAAAGCAAAUUUGUGUGUAACACAGAGCAGCCAGGCUGCGAGAAUGUCUGCUAUGAUGCCUUUGCGCCCCUCUCCCAUGUGCGCUUCUGGGUGUUCCAGAUCAUCCUGGUGGCAACCCCAUCUGUGAUGUACCUGGGCUAUGCCAUUCACAAGAUCGCCAAGAUGGAGCACGGCGAAGCAGACAAGAAGGCGGCUCGGAGCAAACCCUAUGCUAUGCGUUGGAAACAGCACCGGGCUCUGGAGGAAACAGAAGAGGACCAUGAAGAGGAUCCCAUGAUGUAUCCGGAAAUGGAAUUGGAGAGUGAAAAAGAAAAUAAGGAGCAGAACCAACCUAAACCCAAGCAUGAUGGCCGACGGCGGAUUCGGGAGGAUGGACUUAUGAAAAUCUACGUGCUGCAGUUGCUGGCAAGGACUGUGUUUGAGGUGGGUUUUCUGAUAGGGCAGUACUUCCUGUAUGGCUUCCAAGUCCACCCAUUUUAUGUGUGCAGCAGACUUCCUUGCCCUCAUAAAAUCGACUGCUUUAUAUCUAGACCCACCGAAAAGACCAUCUUCCUUCUGAUAAUGUAUGGUGUUACAGGCCUUUGCCUAUUGCUUAACAUUUGGGAAAUGCUUCAUUUAGGGUUUGGGACAAUUCGAGACUCGCUAAACAGUAAAAGGAGGGAACUGGAAGAUCCAGGUGCUUAUAAUUACCCUUUCACUUGGAAUACUCCAUCUGCUCCCCCUGGCUAUAACAUUGCCGUCAAACCGGAUCAGAUACAGUACACUGAACUGUCCAACGCUAAGAUCGCCUACAAGCAAAACAAGGCCAACAUCGCCCAGGAACAACAGUAUGGCAGCCAUGAGGAGAACCUCCCAGCCGACCUGGAGACUCUGCAGCGGGAGAUCAAAAUGGCCCAGGAACGCUUGGAUCUCGCAAUCCAGGCCUACAGUCACCAAAACAACCCCCAUGGAUCCCGGGGAAAAAAAGCCAAAGCGGGGUCCAAAGCUGGGUCCAACAAGAGCAGUGCUAGUAGCAAAUCAGGGGAUGGGAAGACCUCCGUCUGGAUUUAAUCUUGGCGGGGCUUGAAACUAGUGCUUUUCAUAGUUCAUGGUAAGCAGCGGCUCACUGAAUAAUGACUUCCAUUGAGUAAACAUUUGGCUCUGGUUAUCUUCAGGGAUGCUGUUGGCUUAUGAUCCAAGCUCAGGGGACUCUGAAAGCGGGGCUGGGACGAGGGGAAGAAAAGGGGAAAACACAGUGUUCCUGGGCACAUAUUCCAGCAAUAAUACAGUUAUGGAACUUUACAUUUAUGUCUUCCAGAUCUGGAAAAGAACAGAUAUAUUUAAAUCAUUCUUGUUGAAAAGUUUUUGUAUGUACAGUAUUAUGGUACAUUUUUUUAGUAUGAGAAUUUUUUUUGUAUUUGUAUAUUGGACCACUGUAGUUAUACUUUUAUAUUAAAGGGAAAAAAAUCCUUAA